This is a messenger RNA of Telopea speciosissima, 994 nucleotides long. RefSeq lists its product as uncharacterized. NCBI's taxonomy places the organism in Eukaryota, Viridiplantae, Streptophyta, Magnoliopsida, Proteales, Proteaceae. The transcript has 5 exons. The record is from RefSeq and is a predicted model, not a curated record. The coding region runs from base 64 to 678 and encodes 204 amino acids. Gene Ontology annotation, molecular function: serine-type endopeptidase activity.
GGCAAGAGGGUUUAAGGGGGAUAGUCUUAAGGGGAUGCUUCAUUGUGACAAUCUGAGCUUGCGAUGGUUUCCCUGUCGACGUGGUUUCGGUACAUAGCACACAAGUUUGAAUACUCUGUCUCUCUCAGUUGGAAGAGCUAUAAAAUAGGUCAAAUAACUGACAAAGAUAUAGGAGACACCAUCUGGAAAAAUUUAUUUCAGGGCAAGUUAACAUACUUGCAUUGGAAUAAGGGAGAAGAGAUGGCCCCAACAAUAGGAAGGCAAGGGGGUACUCUUCUUGUUCGGAAACUACCAACCACAGAUCCAACGCGUGUUUUUGUUGGAGAUGUGGUUGUCUUGAAGGACCUAGAAAAUCCUGAUAAUUAUAUGAUUAGAAGGUUGGCUGCUGUGGAAGGAUAUGAGAUGGUGUCUACUGAAGAGAAAGAUGAGCCUUUUGUUCUUGAAAAGGAUGAGUGUUGGGUACUUUCUGACAAUGAAGCUUUGAAGCCCAAGGAAGCCAAGGACAGUCGGGCAUUUGGCCCUGUUCCUAUGACAAACAUUGUUGGUAGAGUCAUAUAUGCUAUGCGAACAGCUGUUGAUCACGGCCCUGUACAAAACAGUCAUUUCAGUAUGCGAAAGGAUUCACCAGUGUUGGAAGUUGAAUUGGAUGUUGAUGAGAUGGCUAAGAAUGCGAGAUGAUAGACCUGUUCUUGGAUUCAGAAAAUAGAAGAAUGUCAUGAACAAACUCACUUGGUUUGUAUGUAUUUAUCCCUAACCAUUUCAUUCAAUGGAGAUUUGUUCAAUGUGCCUGCUGCCGUAGAGGUCGGAAGUUAAUAAAAGUGGGAAGGAGCUUUCUACUCAAUGUGGGGGUAUGGAGGAAUGCAUAAUUAUGUUAUCCUUGAUAACUUAAUUGGCAAUUGGGGAAACAAUUCUUUCUUUCUUAGCUUUCUGUUUUCUUUUCAUUUUGGUAUGUUUAAGAAUUUUGACCCAACUUGUAAUGAAUUUUUCUCUCCAA